Trichechus manatus latirostris (Florida manatee) is the source of this 3220-nucleotide messenger RNA. It is a transcript of the gene OSTM1, whose product is annotated as osteoclastogenesis associated transmembrane protein 1. The coding region runs from base 70 to 1062 and encodes 330 amino acids. Gene Ontology annotation, cellular component: cytosol. Lineage: Eukaryota; Metazoa; Chordata; Mammalia; Sirenia; Trichechidae. The record is from RefSeq and is a predicted model, not a curated record. Gene Ontology annotation, biological process: osteoclast differentiation. The transcript has 6 exons.
CGGAGGUCGGCGGCGCUGUCUGGGAGGGGAGAGGCGGUGGUGAGCGUCCCGGGGUUUGUGAACCCGGUGAUGGACCCAGAAGGAAGAGUCGCGCGGCGGCGUUCGUCGCUGCUGCCGUGGCUGUUGCUCCUGUGGUCAAGGUUGGCUCUGGGCACGCUCUCCUUCGGCAGCAGCCCCCACGGGGUUCUCCACGACCUCCUGUCGGAGCAGCAGUUGCUGGAGGUGGAGGACUUGUCCCUGUCUCUGCUGCAGGGCGGAGGGCUGGGGCCGCAGUCGCUGCCCCCGGACCUGCCGAAUCUGGACCCCGAGUGUCGGGAGCUGCUGCUGGAUUUCGCGAACAGCAGCGCUGAGCUGACCGGGUGUAUAGUACGCAGCGCCCGGCCCGUGCGACUCUGUCAGACCUGCUAUCCUCUCUUCCAACAGGUCGCCAACAAGAUGGACAACAUCAGCCGAGCCGUGGGGAAUACUUCAGAAAGUCAUAGUUGUGCCAGAAGUCUCUUAAUGACAGAUAGAAUGCAAAUAGUUGUGAUCCUAUCUGAAUUUUUUAAUUCCACGUGGAAGGAAGCAAACUGUGCAAAUUGUUUAACAAACAGUCAAGAAUUAUCAAACAGCACAGUAUAUUUCCUCAGUCUAUUUAAUCAUACCUUGACCUGCUUUGAGCAUAACCUUCAGGAGAGCUCACACAGUUUUCUACAGCCAAGAAAUUACUCAGAAGUAUGCAAAAACUGUCGUGAAGCAUACAAAAAUCUGAGUAGUCUGUACAGUGAAAUGCAGAAAAAGAAUGAACUUGAGAAUAAGGCUGAACCUGGAACACAUUUAUGCAUUGAUGUGGAAGAUGCAAUGAACAUUACUCGAAAACUUUGGAGUCGGACUUUCAACUGUUCGGUCCCCUGCAGUGACACAGUGCCUGUAAUUGCUGUUUCUGUGUUCAUUCUCUUUCUACCUGUUGUCUUCUACCUUAGUAGCUUUCUUCACUCAGAGCAAAAGAAACGCAAACUCAUUCUACCUAAACGUCUCAAGUCCAGUACCAGCUUUGCGAACAUUCAUGAAAAUUCAAACUGAAACCUGCAAAAUGGAGAACUGACAUUGUGUGGCAUAGAUGAAUGGUGGAAGAUACGACUUGGUCAGAAAGAAGAUAAACUGUGAUUUGACACAUCAAGUUCUUAAGAAAUGCAAGGACUUCAGAUUUAUUUUUAAAUAAGAAUUUUCAGUUCUUAUUUGCCUUUCCACGCUGUUAUUUUUUUGAGGGUUGAGCUAUUUUAAUUUCUAGGCAUAGCGAUGUUGUCUGUUUUAAAGUGUGUUUGUUACAAUAACUCAAGAUGCAAGAACAAUCUUUAUUUUAUUUUACAGGUAUACUAUUAUCAUUUGAGACUUUUGGUAUCUCCUUAUUGAUAAAAGUAUCUCAGAUAGCAAAGUUGUUGAUAACUAGCAUUUAAAAAUUAAUCAGUUACAGCAAAGACUGAGAAGGACAGUACACACUUGCCAAAAAGGUCCAAAGAUUAAUUUAAAUUACUCUCCAUUACAGUAUUAUUGUUACAUAUAUAUAUUUAAUGUGUCACAAAUUACGUAUAAUAUGUAACUCAAUCUCUGGUUUCACUAAAGUAAUUUUUGAAACCACUAAUUAUAAAUCUCUCUCAUAAUUUUUAGAAGCAGUCAGGCACAUUACAUUUAUCUUUGUAAAAAGAUUUAUGAAAACUGGUUUCUUACUUUUAUAAAUAGUAUUUUACACUUUAGUUUUUCCUUUAUUUCAUAAGUAAUUUGAAAUCACUGGGCUGCUUUGUUAUAUUCAGGGCAAGAUGGAUUCUUUUUAUACCAGGGAUGUGCGUUGUGAAUUACAUUAAGUUAUUUGGCAAUUUAUAAUUUAUUACUACUUUAAAUCAAAUUUAGCAUUACCACACUGUAUUUAAUUGUGAUUUUUUAAAUGGAGAUUUUUCUCUUGGGAUAUACAGGGAUUUUUUGGAGGGAAGACAAGGGAGGAGUAAAUCAAGCUUAGGUUCAGAAACUAGACAUGGACCUGACGGGGUACUUAUCUCACUAGAAGACAAUUCAGUGGUUCAUGUGGGGGACAAGAAUCAGAAUGAGCGUCUGAUACAGGAAGCAGUUAGAUUAAGAUGAUGCUUUUUUUUUCGAUUAAGAUGAUGUUUUUUUUCCCCUAAAUUAUUUAAAUCAGAUAAAAUUGAUGUGAUUGAAAUGAAGUCAGAUAGUUCACUCUGCUCUGUCAGAAAUAAAUUCUAUUUUGAAAUUUUGCAAUAAGGUUAGUUUCAGAAUUGUUCGUAGUUUUACUUCUCAGAUUUUUGGAGUUGAGCAUUAGACUUAUUAACUCCUUGCUUUCUUGGUAGAAAUAGGUUUUAUUUCAAAUGUUGAGCAUAUGGAGACUGCUCUUUGUAGAAAUAAGAGUUUGAUUAAAUGGUACAUGAAUUUGAAUCCCUUCAUAUACUGUAAAAUGCUCUAUAGAGAGAGAGUACAGUGUUUAUAUUUUUUUUUAUGUUUACCUUAUAUGCAGAGUGAAAGAGAAGGCUCAUCCUUGGAUAUGUUAAGAGGUAACAGUUUUUCUGGUCUGCUGUGAUCCAUUUAAAAUGUGCUGGCAUUUGUUCUGCUGUCACUGUUCAUGCUACUGAUACUAAUAGCACUGUCUUGAUUUGAAGCAUACAGUUGAGGGCCAUUGAAAGCAAUCUUUCAUUAAUGCAGAUAAAACCAGUUUACAUGUGCAGAGUUAGAAGAUUACAUUCGAUUCUGUAAGUAGUGACUUUUUGAGCGUCUUUCACUAUUAUGUGUUUGUAAAAACCAUUGCUUUUGGAUGGUUGUUAAUAAGCACUUUAAAAAAAAAAGGCAGACUGUACUAUUUUUCUGGUUGAGUCAUUGCUCUUUAGAAGUAGCAUCAGCAAUAGAAUCCAAAAAUAAGUAUUAAGCGCUACACUAAAGCGUGCAGAUAUUUCAUUUUGUAGUCAUAUUGAAUAAUUCUUUGCAUAGUUCCAAAUUUUGAGACAUAAACAGCAUAUGUAUAUGCAUAAGAACAUCUUUAGGUUUUUUGACACUUUAAAAUACAGGAAAUAUCUUAAGGAAGUUGCAAUGCUGUAUUUGAUUUUUUUCAAUACAUUUUUAAAACUUCAGAUGUAAUUUAACGUUCAGUUUUAAUUUUUUAGGUAUUAAAUGCCUACCUUGAAAGUACCAUCUGUCUUGUAAUUUUGCUGCAAAUAAAAAUGUACUUUUGGAUUAUUUA